GUGGUUUGGAGAGAGAACUAGGGUUGUUUGCUUAAACAGUUUCCUUCCCCUUUUCAACUGACAGACAAACUAAAAAGAUUAAAGGACGGUCUCUUCUGCACAGAAAGGCACUGACCAGAGCUUGGUAAAAAUGACAGAAGAUCACCCUGUCGCUCAUGACCUUGAGGACGAUGAAGAUGAAUUGGAUGGGAAAUUGAAUUACAAACCACCACCACAAAAGUCACUACAAGAAAUUCAGGAGCUUGACAAGGAUGACGAGAGUUUAGCCAAGUAUAAAAAAUCAUUGCUGGGAGAUGGACCAGUGGUAUUAGAUCCAAAUGCCCCAAAUGUGACUGUAACCCGUCUUACACUGGCUUGUGAAACUGCACCGGGACCAAUUACAAUGGACCUUACUGGAGACUUGACAAACUUAAAGAAGGAGACAUUCGUUUUGAAAGAAGGCGUUGAAUACAGGGUGAAAAUCCACUUUAAAGUGAACAAAGAGAUUGUUUCUGGAUUAAAGUAUGUACAGCACACAUACAGAACAGGAGUAAAAGUUGCCAAAGCUACAUUUAUGGUGGGCAGUUAUGGUCCAAGAACAGAAGAAUAUGAGUUUUUAACCCCCAUGGAGGAGGCACCAAAAGGCAUGCUAGCUCGAGGAACCUACCAUAAUAAGUCGUUCUUUACUGAUGAUGACAAUCAUAAUCAUCUAACUUGGGACUGGAACCUGUCCAUUCGAAAGGAGUGGAAUGAAUAAACCCUCUUUUCUAAAGAUACAAUCCAAAUCCCUACAUGUGGUCUAUUGCCUAUGUAUUGUGGAACCCAAAAUGAAUAUCGUGCUUGCUUGUAAAAAACCUAACCUCAGAGCUUACUGUGUUUUCAAUUAACUGCAUUGUAUACACAUACUUGAGAACUCACCAGGUUUUAUCUGGACUCUUCGGGUCAAGAGCUGUUUCUUUGGGGCUCAUAGGUCUUAUCUUCAAUCUUUCGUCAGUGGAGCGUUAUUUGGUUGUGCCCAAUUGCCAUCCCUUUAAAUCCUAGCUAGAGCUAACCUGACCCUGUAUGACACCCCAAGUGCAACCGCACCAACAGCAGAGAAAGGCUUUAGGCAGCCAACCCAAGGGGGUUUUUAAGUAUGUGUAUACACCAUCUGUAAUACAAAAGAAUAAUAUAUUCUAUGCUGAUUUUAAUAUAAUAAAUGUUUUGGAUUUUGAAUGUAUUACUUUUUACAAACAUAUUAAUAGCACAUGAGAAGACAUUUCAGAAUUAAAAGUGGUAACAUUCUACAACUUCCUAUCGGUGUGGCUUAAACAAUAUAACAUAAUACACACAUGCACAUAUGUAUGCUUUUGAAAAACAGUUUCUGCUUUAUCUUCAUGGAAAAAUAGGAAACAAAGCUUAUGUUGUGUUGGUAUUUUAGCAUUGAUAUUUCAUUAAAAUACAUUGGUUCUAA
This is a messenger RNA of Spea bombifrons (plains spadefoot toad), 1432 nucleotides long. It is a transcript of the gene ARHGDIB, whose product is annotated as Rho GDP dissociation inhibitor beta. Gene Ontology annotation, cellular component: cytosol; cytoplasm; membrane. Bases 131 to 736 code for a protein of 201 amino acids. Lineage: Eukaryota; Metazoa; Chordata; Amphibia; Anura; Pelobatidae. Gene Ontology annotation, molecular function: Rho GDP-dissociation inhibitor activity; protein binding. The transcript has 6 exons. The record is from RefSeq and is a predicted model, not a curated record. Gene Ontology annotation, biological process: Rho protein signal transduction.